Messenger RNA from Periconia digitata, 999 nucleotides. The record is from the annotation of a GenBank genome assembly. NCBI's taxonomy places the organism in Eukaryota, Fungi, Ascomycota, Dothideomycetes, Pleosporales, Periconiaceae.
AUGGCCGCGUCGACAGAAACUGAGGCAUUGAAUUUCCUGAAGGUCGCCAAUUCAUGGGCGCAAGCAAGGUUUCACCCGGAUGAAUAUGGACAUUGUGAAUUUUAUGUCAUGCACGCCAAACCACCAUUUCCAGAUGCUCAAGUAGGACGUACCACGCUGAAUGGUAUAACUAAAGAUGACGCCGUCAUUGGUGGCAUCAGCGACGAGUGGGAACGAGAGAGAAAAGGCUGCAUGAACUUUGCUCGGGCGUAUUUGAUAGAACUCUUGGGUAGGGUUUACCCAGGCUCGAUGAGAAUUCAAUCCAUUUCAGUGAAGGAGUUCUGGAAAUGGGGUGACGACCCCGAAUUUGGUUGGGAUGAGAGUAUCAAGGCCAACGGUGAAGGGGUAUCGGUCUUGUAUUGGAUCAAGAACCACAUUAAGGAGAACAAGUUCGAGUUGAAGCUGAAAGCGCCGAUGUGGACUUACGACAAGGCUCAACAUUUGGAGGUUCCGUAUGGCGAUGACUUGGCUAUUGACCUGGAGCCUUUUCUGGAAUAUGGUUUCGACGAUUUAUCCGUGACAGGGGAAUCUUUUACCUAUGAUACCUGAUGUGAAGGUUCCCUCUUAGGGCUGAGAUCCGUGUCUCUGAUCUGAGAUCUCUGCUCAUACUUCGAUAUGUACGAAGUCAGUACCUAGCGCUCGCAUCAGAUGUUUGAUUCUCGUGCCGCGCCCAUGAGGUGUUUUUAUAGAAAAAUGGCUGGUUUGGUUUCUCAUACUAUCUUUUGUUCUGUUAGAAUACCCUCUUCCUUGCCUAGACAUGUUCUCCUUUAUCUCUGUUUCUUUGUCCCUUUUUUCCAUUUUCAAAAAAGUGUGAUUAUAAAAAAAAUAGCAUCAUUGUACUACACCCUUCAAAAGUAGUUUUACCCAUUUCUCUCCUUUUCUUUCCGUUUCCCUUUCCCUUUCCCUUUCUCGUUCUUUUUCCUUUUUUUUCCCUAGCGCUAAAUAUGUAUCUACAAACCU